AUGAAGCUAAAAAAUUUCUUCAAAAGCAUCCCAACACAUAUGGUUUGUUUAUAUUUGAAUCGCCCUCACACUAUGUUUUCUCUUUAGCGAUCUGAAAUGUGAAUUGUCAGUACAUAUUUAUUCAACGAACCAACAUUAUUUCUCUGUUGCUACAGGACUAUGAAGGACAGAAACUAGCAGAGCGACUAUUCCAUAUCAUAAUCCUAUUCUUUGGUGUAAGUCACAUGUCAAAUUACAUGUAUUGUUUGAUAAUACGGUUGGUAUAUGUUGGAUUAUGAUAUGUACCAUGUGGUAUUGCAUCGAUCCCGAGAUGGUCAAAUUUCAGGGGAAGUGCAGAUUUCACCCCUUUCCCUUCCCCAGAGCCACUCGUUUUAACCUUCAUGUACCUUGAUGAGAAGAAUGAUAAAAACUUCUUUUUUUUUUGGUUGAUAGAGCAGGUUUUAAUUUAGUCUUGAAAGUAAUCGGGGAUUGUUUUGUUUGUGCUUUUAACUUUACUCUUUGAUUGGUUUAUAAAACUUGUGCCACCUGACCUUAACCAAUCACAUGCGAAACCAAAACCAAUCAUUAUACUUGUUCCUGGGCUUUAGGGGCAGUUUGGUCAGUUUUACUUUGAGUUCUCAUUGGCUCUUAAACAUAAAUUCCUUUGUUCUGACUUUCCGUUAUGAUUACUUUGCAUUUGGUUUCACAUGGCCUAAUCAAAAACUGCCCUAAAAAAGGGAAUGUGCACCAAGAAUUAAAUCACUGAGUACUUAGAUCCCUGUCACCUAAUGAAUCUUAAAAUUUGAUUGUUGUCGUCUGAGUCAAGAGUAUACGUCAAUGUUUUAAGCUGAAAGAAAGUUUUUGAAUGGAAAUGAAUCCAUCCAAAAACCAGAAAGAUUUCUUUACAAGUUAGAGCAAUGGAACUUGGCAGUAGAUUCAGAAAGUUUCAGGUAGAGUGUAUAUGUAAACUGUAUGUCGAUGACCAAGAGGGAAAGCUUAACUAGACAUGGUCUGUUUGUGAGUCCUUGUGAAAUGAAAAGUAGACAAUUGAAUUUUCAGUGUGUCUUGAUUGGAAUAUCUGAAUGAAAUAAAAUGUAGAUGCAGUGAUGUAGUACUUUUCUCCCAGUACAUUGUAGAGCAUCAGUGUUUGAAUUUGUAUCAGUGAAAUUUUCUUAACUGAAAUUCAUUGAUAAUUCCUUUGAUCUGUGGUUUAUAUGGGUGCUACCACCAACUUAGCUAAGUUGGGAUCAAGGCAAACUCUGGAGGGUCCUUAACUCUCGUGGAUUGGCCUGCCUGUGACAGUCUUAGGUGCCUUUCAAGCCUCUUAUAUCAUCAUUUUGUGAGAAAACUAGUCAAUGCUCUUCUUGUACCUUUUUUCUUAAGCCAAAUGUGGCAUUCCUUUCUGUUUACUUUACCAUUCUGUCUGUAUAUUUAUUAAAUUGAACAUGUUCUGUUAUUCUCUUUUUAACAGGUGGUAGGCUUUGCUUGGGGAUAUUACAUACAACAGUUUGGUGCAACUAUAAUCAUUCUAGCAGCUGGAUUUAUAGUCAGCUGUUUGGUAAGUGCUGAAAAAUUUCCUCAAGGUCCUUUAAUGCUUAACUUGAGUGGAUGUAAGCAAUUAGUUUUUCCUCCUUUAGCUCAGCUGUACAUGCAAACAACAUUUACAAUUUUUAACACCUUUCAUGAUCAUCAUGUGCAAUUAAAACCUUUCAAGAGGAUUUACGAGAUUCUUCACUGAAAUCUUCCCAAAUUCCCCGCUGGGGGAUCUAAAUUUAUGUAGUGUUAGUCAGAAAUAAAUUACUGUGGCAGAGGAACAAAAAGUGGUUUUAGUAAGUAACAGAGAGGAAAAACUGGGACUUUAAAAAAAAAUGGUACAUCAGUCUGGGGAUGGAAGGGAGCAAAGAUGCAGUUGUUGCAGACACCAAAAAGCACAGCUCUUGAAUUUACAAGUGUUAUCCAUCAACCCUGACCCAUACAGCAAACCCAUGCUCCCUUGCAAGAUGCCUGCACUACUGACUGUAUGUACUGUGUGAUAUGUUUCAGCUGGUGUUGCCUCCAUGGCCUAUGUACAGAAGAAAUCCACUGGACUGGCAGAAGCCACGCCCAGAGAAAGCAGACACGAAAAAAGAAGGAGGAAAAAAGAAGCAAAAGUGAAUCCUAGAUUACAUUCUGGUAGAGCUAGCUUUGUAAUAAAUUAUUAAAAUGUACUACCAAGUGAUAAAUGUCUGCUUAUGUGACUUCCUUACUUUAUACAAUGAUAUGGAUUUUGGCGAGUUGUAAGUUGAUCAAAAUUUCAUACAUUGUAGCCAAAAAUUAUAACUGAAUAUGGCAGGAGAAUUGAUCUGGCAACCCAAAGUUUCCCACAGUCCUGAGUUUAAUCUCAUAUACUGUGGGAUGCAUCUGGCCUUGAUAAUCAUUACUGGAAACAACUCGUCUUCUCUGAUAAAGCAGUGGGAAUGUUAUUCAGAAAAAAAAAAUUCACCAUUCUGUUUGUUGCAUUGCAGACAGCAUAUACAUAUACUCAAAAUACUCUUAUGAAGCCUAAAUGGGAAGAGAUGGGUUAUCAGGAUCUAAAUUGAAACAUGCUAAAGAACUUGAGGAACUGUUAUUGUUCUUUGUAGCAUUAAACUUCUCUUCACACCAGCUGUUUUUCAGCUUUAUAUAUUUGUAGUCAAACAGUUGCCUGAUCAGUUUGUUAAAUUAUAUAUAUAAAUAUAUAUAAUUUACAUUUAUA
Molecule: messenger RNA, 2713 nt
Organism: Pocillopora meandrina
Lineage: Eukaryota; Metazoa; Cnidaria; Anthozoa; Scleractinia; Pocilloporidae
Source: the annotation of a GenBank genome assembly